This is a messenger RNA of Mya arenaria, 7060 nucleotides long. RefSeq lists its product as uncharacterized. Gene Ontology annotation, cellular component: signaling receptor complex; membrane. Bases 1482 to 4319 code for a protein of 945 amino acids. The transcript has 24 exons. Lineage: Eukaryota; Metazoa; Mollusca; Bivalvia; Myida; Myidae. Gene Ontology annotation, biological process: protein phosphorylation; positive regulation of kinase activity; regulation of neuron differentiation. The record is from RefSeq and is a predicted model, not a curated record. Gene Ontology annotation, molecular function: protein binding; ATP binding; transmembrane receptor protein tyrosine kinase activity.
UACUUUUAAUGUAUUUUACGACGGCUGAUGAAAUGAUAACAACAAUCUAAAAGCGGUAUUUAUUCACAAACUAAUUUCACAAACCACUUUUCGCUAUUCACAAAGAAGAUUCAGAUAUUAUAGUGCAGUGGAAUUAAUCUUUACGGAUUACUAGUACGAUCAUCCUUGCUGACGACAGUGUGAGAAAAUCGUGCAGGGACAGACAGUAAUAAUGAACGACCCUAAUGUCGCGUUAAAAGUGACAAUUUACUGUCCGGAGUGGUGAAUUACAAGGAAAAAACGACAAAUGAUCUUCUGAUGUUACUGAUAAACAUGAACACGAGUACAGUUCUAAUUUAGAAACCGUAAUCAGUGUAUGUAACGGGAUUAAUUUGUCUAGAUGGAUUGGAUUUGUGUCAUAAGGAUUUGACAAGAACUCGUUCUUCACAAUUCAUUAGGAAGCACGAAUAGGACAACCUGUUACACAUCAGAACAUAAUUACUUCUCACAAGAGGCGUAUCAGACAAUUAUGACAUCAAAAAGACUUUAUUAUUGUUCAAAGCACCUGUAAAAAUAACAGACACUUACAUUCUGGAUUACCAUGCAUUUAAGUUUCCAAAACGUUCAGAAUGUGUGUAACACAACAAUAAACUCAAAGUAAACUGCUCUCGUUAUUUCCCUGGGGUAAUAAUCCUAGGCGUGUGAGCUACAAGGAGUCUAGCUAUGUUAACGGAAAACACUAUGAGUUGUACCAGAUACUUAAAACAAAAACCAUAAGCCGAUUAGAGCUGCCAAGUAUUCAAUUUGUCUUUGUUAAUGAGGACGCAUACGCUAGGUAUUAUUAUUUUCUCAUGCAAAUGUAAAUGACUACCUCGAGAAUUGCCUUGUAAGAGAAUUGUAAAGAGGCUAGUGUUUAUUAGUUUGUCAUGAAGAAAGAUGCCAAAACCAUUAUCGGGACGCGCUAACUGCGAAAGAAACAGGACUUGUCGUUAACUUCUUUCGCCGUUGCUAUGGUCGAAGGGAUUCCUUUUGUAACCUUAGACACUUAGUGAGAAUAUCUUGGCUAAUGGAUGACGGUCGUGAAUUUCUCUACUCGCCUGGUGGGCUUCGAUGGAAUCAGAUUAUGAAUAUGAUAAAACAAAUGUAGCAAGCGGGACCCUAUUUGUGAACGCGAACAGAGAAUAUUGGAAUCGAUUGGUUUUUGGAUCAUUUGCAGACAGUGGAUUUGUCUGUUUUCUGGAAGAGUGUUAUCUUUGUUCCUCUGAUGGGUAGUCAAAUGUGACUUGAUGCGAUUGUGAUAUAACAUACUUACACACACUUUAAAACAGGAACGACGAAAAUAAUAAUAAAAAUGGAGUUUCAGUGAUGAAAGGAUAUACAUGGUAUGCUUGUUAAAUUCAAAUUGACGUUGUACAAGAAACAGUGUUUGAAAAGGACUGGUAAAAGUUUGUUGUAAUACCAACAAUUUGUGCUGAAAUAUUUAAAACGUUUAAUUUAAAACUAUGAAAAUUCAUAUGAUAUUAGCAACAUUGCUUGCAUAUUUAACAGAAGCAAUAUUGGAAGAGAAAAGUUGUGAUUUUGAAAAUGGAUUUUGUGAAUUGACACCGAAAAACGGAUUUAAAAUUUACACAGCCGAAAAUAUAACGACGCCUGUAUGUGGACGUAUGUGCACACUUCUGCAAAGGACACAAGGAUCAUACGCUGUGUUGUCAUCAGCAGCAGCAACUGAAAACCCUGAUCAGCCGUCAACACUUUCCAUCAACCCGGAUAACAUAACCUCUCAACAAAACGACUCUACUCAGAUUUGCGUAGAAGUUUUUGUUUCUCUCAGUUCGGAACAAGAUGAUGAACAGCUUACAUUUUCCGUUGUUAAUGAGGAUGACGAUUCUCAAAACGUUAUAGAAAAUCUAAAAAUCAACACAACCAAUGGAUGGCAGAUGCGCAGAAUACAUUUUCUGGCACCAGAGUUUCAUAACAGCAUUGUGAUCGCUGCCAAUCUGAAGGGAAAAAACAGUGUUUUGGCACUGACAAACUUCUCCUUGCAUGAAACAUGUACUGCUGAAUCCAAUGAUAUACCAUCUACCUGUGCUGAGCAGAAGGAGUUUGUCUGUGCCGAUGGAGCCUGUUUAUCAUGGGACAAAGUCUGUAACUUAAAAGACGACUGUGUGGACGGCUCGGAUGAGAACAUUUGCGAUUCCCUGCCAACACAUGCGAUGUGCACCUUCGAGGAGGAUACGUGUGGCUGGACAAACAUGUUUAAUGAUCCAAAAGCACGGAACGAACAUUUCGAUUGGACACGACACCAAGGCCCAAGUCCUACACCAGAUACAGGGCCAAAAGUGGACCACACGCUUGGAACAACAGAAGGAUUCUAUAUGUAUAUCGAAUCAACAAAUCGUACAAUGCUAGAUUUUGCAACCCUACACAGCAUGGUUAUGCCACCUAGGUCGGAGGACUUAAAUGGGAAUUGUAAACUACGCUUCUUUUUCCACAUGUACGGUCGAACUAUUGGUGAGCUUGAGGUCAGCGUCGUUGACCUUUGUGCCGAGAACCCACUUCAAAGAGGCCCACAUAGACUCUGGCAUAAGGAAGGAAAGCAGGGCAAUAAUUGGAUGUAUGCUGAGGUUCCAAUAGCAAACACAACAUCUUGGUGGAUGAUAAAUAUACGAGGAUCCGGAGGGUUUCACAGUCACGGAGAUACAGCUAUAGAUGACGUCACAUAUAGUCCUGAAUGUUUCGGAAUCCAGCAUAAUGCAAGCCAUUUUACGAACAAAUCUAGCGAACAAGAAAUGACAUUUAAAACGUUCUUGCUUGAUCCAAAGACAUACUGCAAGAUACGACAUACAGGUGGAACACGCUCCGCAAAGGUCACGAGUUCAGAUCGGGAAACAGACUUGGAAGGCACAAGUGGUGACCCAGUCACAGUUGGAUUAACAUGGGCAAAACACCCAUCUCCAAAAAUCAGGGUAGAGUACAUCAUUGUGAUAACAGUGUCAGCCGUAACAGUGGCGAUCGUCAUGGGAACGGUAUUACUAUGUAUAGCAAUUAAGAAACAUAAGGUUUCAAGUAGCCAGACACCUAGAUUGGAAUUGGUGACAACCGUCUCAGACGACAAUUUCUCAUCGCCUGCCGUACAUCCAUCAACAAUAGAUAUGCAGCUCAGAUGUGUCGUGACAGAGCUCAAUCCGAAUUAUGACUUUAUCACAGCCAAAUAUCCUGAACAGCAGCUCAGAGAAAUCCCGCGAAAUAAACUGCAAUUAAUUCGAUUACUCGGACAAGGAGCAUUUGGCGAAGUAUAUGAGGGAACACUGACGAACAUGUGUGCCAAUGUACGCGAGCUUCAAGUAGCUGUCAAGACAUUGACAGCUUUAAGCACUGAACAAGCCGAAACUGAUUUCCUAAUGGAAGCUGUAAUAAUAAGCAAGUUUAUGCACAAAAAUGUCGUGAAGUGUCUUGGUGUGUGUUUUGAGGAGCAUCCAAGAUACAUAAUCCUUGAGCUGCUAGAGGGAGGCGAUCUUAAAACCUUCCUGAGAGAUUCAAGGCCGAAAGGGGACCAAGCUUGCACGGUAUCGAUGGAGGAAUUGUUAAAGCUGUCGUUAGAUGUCGCUAACGGUUGUAGGCACCUGGAAGAAAAGCAUUUUGUCCAUAGGGACAUAGCAGCUAGAAAUUGCAUCUUAACAACAAGAGGUCCAGGAAGAAUUGCCAAAAUAGCAGAUUUCGGCAUGUCCAGAGACAUAUACAGUGCGGACUACUAUCGGAAGGGCGGGAAAACAAUGCUGCCAAUUAAGUGGAUGCCUCCUGAGGCUUUUUUAGACGGUGUUUUUACCUCAAAAACGGAUGUCUGGUCGUUUGGUGUUCUUCUGUGGGAGAUAUACACGCUUGGCUACAUGCCAUACCCAGGGCAAACGAACAGUGACGUCAUGCAUUUUGUGUCGUCAGGCGGUCGUCUGGAUCCACCAGAGCAAUGUCCCGGUAGAUUGAAUAAGAUAAUGAUCCUAUGCUGGAACUCUAUAGCGGAUAUUCGACCGUCCUUCAGUGAAAUUAUCGAGCUUCUAGACAUGUGCCUUCAAGACAAUGAAGUUUUAGAUGCCCCAGUCGGAACCUGCCAGUUUCUCACGGCGGAGUAUUUCAAGGAUGCCUCGACUCUUGCCAAUUCUGUUACAUGUGAGGAAGAUAGCGUGGACAAAAGCACUGAAACACUUGACUCUCCUACUAAUAUGAUCGAGAACAGAGACCAAAUUACAGACACACUUGAUUCGCCCACAAAUGUUGCCGAGUUCCGAUCAACAAUGGAGUCAGAAAGUCGGGAGCCGCUGCUCCUGUCCUCACCUGAUUAUUGAGUCUCAAUAUCAAUGGUGCAAAAUAUCUCUAGAACAAAUAGUUCAUACAUGUUUUCACCUUCCUGGUUUUGUGAAGUUAAGGAAGUCGUAGUGUGGGUUCAAACGAUGGUUUAAAGGGUAUUUCCUCCAUAAUAGGGCAUGUUACUUGUCGGUAGUAAAUAUUUCUGCUCCAGAGAUGUAAAUUACUAUUCUCUAAUAUAUUUAUGGUUUAUUAGUUAUGUGUUUGUUCCGUCAAACGCAGCUGAAGAAUAUGGUAAAGGUAAGUUAUCACCGUUCACCUUGCACGAACCUUCUCAUAUCCGUACGGAGUUAAUCACAAAUUAGGAUAUCGGUCAAACGCUUAAAAUGUUUUCAAGGUAUGCAUACCUUGAUCAUAUAGCACUCAAGAAGCAGUCCACACGUACACUUUCCCGAACAAGGUGUUUCUAAUCUAUCAUCUGUUCGAUUAAAAGUCGUCUUAGAUUUGCUUUGGUCUGCUUCAUUUUGUAAAGAUUAAUUAAAUUUGGAAUUUGAUAAAACAAUUUGAGACUGGUACUUUUUCAUGCUUGAGUUAUUUAUGUUUUCUGUUUUAUAUCAUUAUUUGUGAAUGUUCCGGGUAUGUUAGUGAAGCAUAUCGUAUAAGAUUGUUUGGAAGUUGCAUAUAGGCAACUCUUUGAAACGGAUUACACGAAACGGAAUAAAUGUUAGAAACGACCACCCUUAGGAGAAAGAAAAACUGGUCUCCUAAGACAGGUGGUCUCUUAACUAAGGAUUUGAGUGUGAUAUAUAUACAAAAGAGAACUAUGAUGAUUUCAAUCCAUUUUGUAUGUGUGUUUAAACGUAAUUAUCAAUGAAACAGUUAUAAAUAUAAGAACAGAUAGUUGUACUUCAUCAGAAUUGUAUUAUUUUAGCAAUAAUAGUUCCUAAAACAAAUUCCAUUAUCUUGUUUAUAAUUUUUAAAAUGUUCCAAAAGUAUUUCUUAAACAACUUCAACAAAAUCAGAUAUGUUACAUUGUUUCUGGUUAAGUCUGGUUAAAAUAAAAUGUUCUUAUCAAUAUCAAACAUAUGCUAAAUAAUAGCAGAGUUGUCUUUACAAAAGCUACAUAAUCAUCAAUAUAAAUUCCAGUUUUCGUUUACUGACGGAAUUUGAAUUUGCCAACUCCCAAUUUAUUUGCCAUUUUACGACAAGAAUGCAUAAAGUUAUUUCUUACUUGUAUUUUCUUUUCUUCUUAGAUUUAAACUUGACGUUUUGCCGACAAUUUGUAUUACUAUUUGUACACAGCCAAUAUAAACAAUACGUCCAAUAAACGUUUCCACAACUGCUCGGCACGUAGAGAUAACAGCUUUUCGGCUGGCUAAUUUACUCGAUAGAGGUCACGUAACACAUAUGCAAUAGGAAUGUACACUCGGUCGUUAGUCGCGUUUGAAAGUUGGAAGCUAAUUUAUGUUUAAUUAACGUUUAGAAACGGUUAGAAGGAAUUUAGAACGGACGAGCAACGCAUAUAAGCGCUUGUUAAAAAUGGUUGAAAGGAACAGAUUUCACUGUACAUGUAUAUACAUCUGACUUAUGUGCCAUUUAUUCGAAAAUUGAAAAUUCUGACAUGUUUGGUUUUAUAUCUGUUUUAUGUUCCUUUCAUUAUAGUAUGUAACAUAUUAUAAGAAAACUACUGUAGUUUUCUCUGUGUUUAGUUUCAAAUGUAAUGAAAUAUGAGUUACAAUUAAUCAACAAAUCUGCUCAAUGGUCCCGUGAAAAUGUUUAUGUAUUGUUCUUUUUUGAAAAUCUUCCUUGCAGUUAAAUAAGAUAACAAUGUAAACUGUCUGUAUGUGAAUUUCGAAUGACUGGUGACCCCAUAUUGUGUUGGUAUCAUUUCAAAGGGUUUUUACGUGUAGAAAGAAUAAUGUAUAAAAAGUAUCGAUCAAAUUUUCUGCAUUUUUAGCCUUACAUAAUAACAUGAUUGGUAGUACUUGGUUGAUUCCAAUUUAAACAAUAACAACGAAAUGCAAACUGCCAAUUCUUUAUUUGUAAUGUUUUGUUUUUCAGUCAUUCACUUUUGAUUUAGAAAUCGAGCAGUACCCUUAAAAUGAUACCAAUGCUACAAGGUAGCAAAUUAAUUGAGGAAAUUUUUUAUAUGUACCUCAUAUACUUAACAACAAACUUCAAUCCCUGCGCUAAAACAUAAAAAUGAUAAUCUCAAAUAUUCUUUAGGUUUUUGUAAAUUUCUUUAUUUGUAUAACAGAAAUGUAUCUAUGCAAUUAUGUUCCAGUAGUAUUGAAACAACUAUUCUUAAAGGCACAUGUAGAUUGAAUAUAAUUAGGGACAGAGGCUGUUUGUAGAGCUUAAUGCAUUUAAUAAAUGAAAUUUGAAUGUAGAAGGGCACCUAAAUACGAGUUUGAUUCAAGGUAGUAUUUAUAAACGUUCAAUUAGUAUUUGAACUAAAUAAAUGUAGCAACAGUUAAAAAUAUUUCAAAACAUUGUGUUAAAAUAAGGCUCUGUUACGUCCUGAUAUUGAUGACGAGGACAGACUAUUUUUCUUGGUGCUUAUAAAGUUAAUGUUUGUUUGUUACCAGAUGGUAUAAACAUUUGGUCAAUGUUAUUAUUGAUGUUAUUCCAUAUGAUUUAUAUCAUUCCAUUGUUAUGUUAUGUUUGUUACAUUGUUUAUAGAACAAAUGCACACCGGUGUUUGCAUGAUAUGUCAUUUGAUUUAUGACAUGUGGUCAUAUGUCAUACGUAUAACCGUAAUGUCAAGAAUAUUGUGAAUAAA